AUGUCUCGUAGACCAGAAACUUCUACCAACACUGCUGAGAUUAUUGCUUGCGCUCUCGAGCAAUUGGUGUACGCACUGGAAGGACAACAUGCAGGACCUAUCCUAAGAAAUCGUGCAAGUAUGAAUGACUAUUUACGUCAUAAUCCUUCAAAGUUCAAUGGGAGGGAGACUCCUGAUGAGGCAGACGAUUGGAUCUGCAAUAACGAGAAGAUUUUUGAAGUGAUAGACAGUUCAGAAGAGCAGAAGCUUGUGUUCUCCACCUUCAUGUUAGCUGGGGAGGCGGAGUAUUGGUGGAGAGGCAUGAGGCAAUUGAUGAACGCAGAAGGAGAGAAGAUCAACUGGGUGAACUUCAAGACGAGAUUCUUGGAGAGGUAUUUUCCUGAGAGUGCCAAGUAUGAGAGAGAAGCAGAGUUUUUGACCCUACAACAAGGAGGGAGAACUGUGCAGGAAUAUGUGGCACGCUUUGAGUACCUCGCUAGGUUCUACACUCACACCAUAAGUGAGGAGUUGAAGUGCAGAAAAUUCGAGAGAGGCUUGCGUCACAACCUGUUGAGAUUCAUAAUUCAUAUGAAGAUCAAGACAUUUCCUGAGAUGGUGGAACAUGCCAAGAUGGCAGAGCUGAUGGAAGAAAGUCAAAAUCGGGUGGUGAGAACUCAAAAAGGCAGUUUCUUUAAAGACAAACAUCAAAAGAAGCCAUAUGCGAAGCCGCAUAAGGGAGUUUUUAGAGGCGUGAAGUGCUAUGAGUGUGGAGGUCCUCACAUCAUGAAGAAUUGUCCGAGAUUGACAACUUCAAAGCUUGAAGAGAAGAAAUGUUAUUCCUGUAAUAAGCCUGGACAUUUUGCAGCUUCAUGUCCAGAGAAAAGGACAUCAGAGGGAGCUCCACAGACACAUAAGCCUUUUGGAGGGAAGCCGAAGGCAGCAGGACGAGUCUUCGCCAUGUCAGGAGCCGAGAUGUGUUCAUGUUUUGUUUGA
Vigna radiata var. radiata (mung bean) is the source of this 972-nucleotide messenger RNA. RefSeq lists its product as uncharacterized. NCBI's taxonomy places the organism in Eukaryota, Viridiplantae, Streptophyta, Magnoliopsida, Fabales, Fabaceae. Gene Ontology annotation, molecular function: zinc ion binding; nucleic acid binding. The record is from RefSeq and is a predicted model, not a curated record. The transcript is spliced from 2 exons. Bases 1 to 972 code for a protein of 323 amino acids.